CAAGUAGCUUCGCGAUCCUGCCGCGGCCAUCCUCCCGUACAAAACCUCUCCCCGCUCCUUCCAGCCUCUUCUUCAAACUUUCCCGCUUCCGGGUUCCGUCUUGCGAGAGGCGAGAGAGCGAGCGAAGGAUGGAGAGCAACGAGGAGAGGAAGACGGAAGGAUGGGAGACGCCGAAGAGGGUGGAGUGCCGGAUACCGGCGGUGCUGCCGUGCCCGCCGCCGCCGAAGAAGAAGUCGCCGGCGGGGGCGUUCGGGAAGAGGAGGGAUCCGCCCAAGAACGGCUACUUCCACCCGCCGGAUCUGGAGGCGCUCUUUUCCCUCGCGCCCUGGAGGGAGGCGUCCUGCGCUUGAUCCCGGGAUCUGAUCUGAUCGGAAGAAAGACCGCUCGCGCCAAGAGACGGCGCUUUUCUGUAAACAUUUCUGUUGUACCCUUGUUAUCAGUACAAGAUCAGGGCUUUUGCGGUUUCUCUCUCUGUCUCCGUAUCUAUUUGCAAGCGAAUCAAAUCUAACCUUUGUCUAACGUUAAAUGCUGCUCCUGCCGCCGCUAUAUUGGUUUCUAUGUUCUCUCUUUUUCUUCUUAUUCGUCCAUUGUAAAAAAAAGUUCCGGUCUGAAUCUGGAUCUGGGUGAAGGAAACGGGUCAUU
Messenger RNA from Phoenix dactylifera (date palm), 642 nucleotides. RefSeq names its product cyclin-dependent protein kinase inhibitor SMR5-like. The record is from RefSeq and is a predicted model, not a curated record. NCBI's taxonomy places the organism in Eukaryota, Viridiplantae, Streptophyta, Magnoliopsida, Arecales, Arecaceae. Gene Ontology annotation, cellular component: nucleus. Gene Ontology annotation, biological process: regulation of DNA endoreduplication.